CGUCGUCUACAGCUUUCUCUGACUAGAUACCUACGAGUUGGUUUGCAGAGGGCGAGAAACGGCGCAGAACGGCGCUCAGUCCAAUUACUUGCGCUUGCUCCGCUCCCGGGGCGCUCCGGUAUUGAAACUGCGGUAUUGUUAGUAACAUUUUAGUUUUUAUCAGAGGUGGUGACAACAACUCGCAAUUUUCUCUUUUUGUAUGUUUGGAUAGAUUGUUGCCAGUUUUUCUUUUCUUUCCUUUUUUUUAAACCAGAUGCUUAACAGCCUGUUUGGCGUCGCAAGACAGAGGAGGAUCGGCAUGACUGAAACAUUCAACAUGCAUGAAUAGUUUUCUUUUCGCAUAGACACAUUUUGCCUUCAGGAUGUCGCAUGUCAAGAGUGACACUAUUAUUAUUAUGAUGUUAUGUGAUCCGGUAGCGAGAAGCCCGAUGAGCGCGUGAGAAGCGCGGCACCACAGCUGCAGCAGCGCGGACCUCGGCGCCUCCCGGUAACUAACUGCCUGGCUAAAGAUUGCCAUGGAAACAUGCAGUUUGAGAGUGAGAUGAGAAAUGAUUGAAAGAAUCAAUGUCUAAGGGAUAACACAAAGCAUGGCCACAGCAGCAAACAUGAUCGUGUGAAGCUUGGUAAUCCAAUUCAUUCUGGCCAAGAACAACAUAAUGAGAGGGAAGAGUGCACUCAAACAGCCUUCCUGUUAAACUGGACCCUGUGCACACUUAGAAUUCACAAGAAACCAUCAUAGACAUAAACACGAACGUCCUGAUCUGCAACUUUGGUGGUAAUGAGCCGACUGUCAGGUCGCCUGCGUUCUGGAGGUGUUCGUUUGGCUUGUGAGGCACUGGCUGACAAGGACAGCAGUGAUAUUGAGGGUCCCUCUCCAUGGGAGGGCGAUGAAGAGCUUGCAGGGACAUCUGUAGGAACCUCUGACUCUGAUCCAGCCAGCUCGCUACAUUACAGCUUUUUUUCACCUCCUUCGUUGGCUAAUGGCCUGCGGAACCAUGAAGACCUGCUUCACCGCAGGGCACGGAGACGUAGGAAUACAGAAUAUGUGGAGCAAAUACACACAAAUGAACAAAUGCACAUGCAGCAAAACACACAACCACGAAUGCACACACCCCACCAAUCACAUUCACUCACACAUACAGGCACGCACCUGCAGCCCCAUACACACAUUCCAAUGGAUAACCAUAUGUGGUUGGACACAAACACACUAACACAGGACCGCACACAAAAAGGCAUGUGCACGCUUACAAACACUGGCUCCUCACUUGUGGAGCAGGACCCCUCUCUUAUCCCAGAGGACUUGUCUUUAGGUCCCAAGACUGAAACACACAAUCUUAAUGUUCAGUCAGACCCUCUGUUAAACACCACCACUCCCCCAAAGAAUCUGACCACUCCUCAAUACAACCCUUCCUCUUUAGUCAAGGAUGAGACAGAGCACAACUCUACAUGUAAGCCAGAAAUGGAUCACACCACCAACCUUGAUCUCAUUCGUAUAACAGGCCAAACCACUGUCAUGACCUCAGUGGAGGCUGAGAGGAAAUAUACCCUGCGUAGCUCUGGGCGACCGCGUUUCCCCUGUCACCUUCGAAAAUCAUCCCGUUUACGUAGAGCUGCUGAGGAAACUAUGUUCAAAAGGGAACAGGACCAAAAGGAGGAGGAAGAAGAGGAAGAGGAGGAGAACAGGGUAUGGAGAACAGAAGACAUUAGGCCAUUGGAGGAGCAUCCUCCAGAGCUGGGUGUGCCUGCCUCAGCCUUUGACGAUUUAACAUUACCAGCCAUAUCAACAGGUGAUACACCAAAUCAUAGCAUGAGAACAUCAGAGGGACAGAACAUUGUUACUCACCACUUAGCUAGAGGAAAGCGACAGGGACGUUAUUCAGGUGUGAGAAGGAUUGUGGUGAAAGUAGCCAGAAUACCUGUUCACAUGAGCCGCCGACAGAAAAGCUACAAGAUAUCAUCCCUGGAGCCGGUGUGUUCUGGACCCCGUGGAGAAGGGGCCACAACAGGAGAGGGUCCUGAGGGAGGUGUAGGAGGUGAUCCAGUGGCUAAUGUUACUAAAGAGCCAACUGCUCUUCUCCGCAUGAAAAACAAUGGGAAAAGCGUUAUGGUAAUGUUUCCACCUGGAGAGUUGCCUGUUAUUUUAAAGCGACGAAGGGGACGCCCUCCUAAACAGGCAUUACCAGGACAACCUGACAUGCACGAGACCAGAGCUGGAGCAGCGUGUGCUGCAGAGCCCAAAAAAAUACGGAGAAGACGAACAGUAAAGCUACCAUCCCCACAGCCCUCAUAUGUUAACGAUACCAAUGAUGUUAAGGUAGAAUAUGCAGAUGUUCUAUCCAAACUGGCCUUUCUGAACAGGCAACCUCCUAGCACAGGCCGCUGCUCGCCUCCACGCUGUUGGACCCCAACAGAGCCUGAGACUUUCCACAUACCACCAGAAAAUCCUUCACUUUCCACUCUCUUGCACCGCCUCACACGGUUCCGCAGAAGGGGGGGCCGGGCAGGCUGUAUGGGAGGUAGGGGAGGGGGGGCUGCUGGAUCUUCCGACUCUUUUAAGAGAUCCUUUAGUGAUUUCUUUGAAACAAUUGGAAAAAAACGGAAAAUCCCCACAUCUGAAUCAGGAACUCCCCGAAAAAGAGGCAAGGGAGUUGCUGGAGGAAUAACUAGGGCAGCUUUAGGGGACUCUCCACAAGUGGAGAAGGUUAAAAAACGGCGUGCACGAAAAAAUGGGUCAUUAAAAAAUGGUCCAGGUUCUCUAGACCAAGACUGGCAAAAUAACAGUGGCUGGACAGAGAAAGGUGACCAAGAAAUUUCUGAGAAAGCAAGUUUUCAGAGUUCUUGUUCACCUCGUGGAGGUUUUCACAACAGUGAGGCAGGUAAGGGAGGAAUGUACCACAGCCCUGGCAUGAGAGGAGUGGGCAGCGGAGAGGAGUCUCAGGGAAUGUUUGCAGGAUACUUUCGCUCUCUACUUGAUUCUGAUGACUCCUCCGACUUGUUAGACAUUUCUAUGUCCAGUCCUGCUGGACGCCAGGAAAGCCGUAAACUAACCCCAGGUUAUGAAGGUGGGAGCCCAGGUGCAGCACAUCGUUGGUCUCCUGCCUUUCCUAAAAGAAGUCCAAAAGGAGCUGCCUGUCUUGGGGAAGGUGCAGCUUUAUCAUCACCUCAAGCUCUAAGCAGCUCAACAACUAAACCUUCAUAUGUCUCACAGACAUCUCCCACCCCAUCCUUUCCUAAAUCCCCUGCACUCUUGCUUUCCCGUUCACCAAGUUCUCCCCAUUUAUCUGGAGGUUUUCCUCAAUAUCCACCUAAUUAUAGUGCUGGAGUCCCUCAAGGGGGAAGCAUUUACCCCCUCCCACAGCAGCAGCAACAACAGCAAAGACCAAGCGACUGUAGCUUUACAUAUGGCACAAAAACCCCCUCUAUUCCCUCUGCACAGAGUCAGAUGAGUUAUUCUAACUACCAGGGUUCUGCCAAGCGCAACUUUAGUGGAUAUCCAGGUCCACCUCAUUCAACCAUACAGCGAGGUGACUCUGGCCCAGCCUCACCAAGUGGAAGUUAUAUGUCAAUGUCAAAAUCUAGCCCUUUCUCCUUAUCAUCUUCUCCCCCAGAGGGUUGCAAACAAUACAGCUCCACAGCUCAGUGGGGAUACAGACAAGGCGGGAAUCACUGGGGUGGUGAUGCAUAUGGUUCUCAUCCGUUUCAUGGUUACUCUGACUAUGGGGUAGCUGGAGCUGGAUCAGAAUCCAAAGACAUUUUGGACAUCUCGAACUACACACCCCAAAAAGCAAAACAUCGUCCCUGCCCUGACACACUCUCUGAAUCCUCCUCAGACUCAUCUCAUACUGGUGGAGGGAGUAUGGGUGUUAUGGGGGGAGCAUUUCGGUCAAGAGAAGUUCCUAUGCCUGAGGGGCAGUCUAGUCUUUCAAGCCUGGAAAAGCUAAUGCUGGACUGGAAUGAAAAUUCAGCAGGCCCUUCUUAUAACUGGAGUCAGAAUGUACUAUUCCAAGGGGGCUCAAAACCAGGUCGUGGCCGUAAAAAAACGUCUGAGACACACAGUGAGAGAGAAGCAUGCUCUAUUCCCCCAGGAUCACCUGCCAGCCCACCUAUGCAAGGAGGGCCAAAACGUAGUGCAUCAGGUGGAAGACAGCCCAGGGGAACCAGAGGCAGGGGAGGAUUUUCUCCUUGUCAAAGAGAGCGCAACCAUCCACCACCAAAACCAAAAUCUCAAAAGCAUUUAGCCCCAUCAGGGUCAGGGCAAAUGGGUUCAGGUGGUGUAUACCAGGAAGCGUUGGACUACUACAGUGGAGAUAGUUGUAGCCUUUCACCUCUCAGCCAUGCCCCAGAGUCCUGUGAAUACCCCUCCCCAUAUUCUGCCCACACUUCUACUCCCUCCUCAGAUGAGCGAUUUACUCAUGUCUAUCCUCCAGACUCUGCCUCUGUUUCCCACAGUUUAUCAAAUCAGUCAGAUGUCCUAAAGCAGUACCCUAAAUCUGGUCCUUGCUCACAAACAUAUGGGCAUGCUGCCAGGACUUUUAGCCCAACUGUCUCCCCAACCCCUCGCCUCUUAGCACAGUGUGGUUCUGCCAUGAGUCCACACCGUGUCUCAAAAGACCAGUUUUCCCAGUAUGAUUCCCCAAGUUACAGUGGCUCUCCAUGCUGGUAUGGGCAAGGAGGAAGUGUUACUGGCAGCCCCCAAAGCUAUGAGGAACAGCGAACACCAGCAGUCCCUUCCCACAAACGAGACAUGUCAUUGAUGGUGUCUGGGAUGAGAGUCCCUUCCCAUACAUCUUAUCCCUCCCCUUUACACAGAGGGCCUACCGUUUCAAGUUCCUGUGUAAGUGGAACUCUGGACUCUUCCCCUCAGCAUGAAGAUAUGGGUUACCAUGGUAACUUGGACAGCUAUGCACCUGUUGGACAACGUUAUACACCCCAGACAGCACGGGGUGGGGUACUCUGCCAGCUUCUUGACCACCCCAGUGAUGAAGGCUUCACUGUCACCAGCCUGUAGCUGUCAUUGUCAUGUUCAUCCUGAAAAGAUGACAUGGACAGUACCCUUUUCAUAUUUUUAAUAUUUUUUAAUGGAUAAGCUUUGGAAGAUACUUCCUGAGUUAAGACUGAAGAGUUUCAGAGCUAUGAACUAAAUAAAGACUUCUUCAGCAGUGACAAUCAAGAUCCAGAUUCAUACACAUGCACCAACAUACAAAUACAGAGAUACUCUUUCUUGAAUGCAUUUACUUGUACUGAAACUUUCAUAUGCUGACCUGCAACCGCACAUGCAAAUAGACUCUCACAAAUGAACAUUGCUGCACAGCUGGAACUAGAAACAUUUUUAAGGAAAGAAUGGUCACUGCUAGUAUAAGGAAGAAACUAUUAGAUGAAUAAGCAGGGAACAACCUAUCCCAUCAGAGUACACAGGUGCAGAUGAGAUUUGCACAUAUACACAUUUCAGUUAUAUUCAAAAGAUAAUUUAAUAAGAGAGACCCACAAAACGUUUUUGACAACAUCCUAAACUUGCUUCCUUUAUUUCUGUUUUAGUCUCUGAUUGUUGCUGAAGAGAUAAAUUACUAAAGAUCUGCAUAUAUAAAUGAUGAUUGCACAAACUCUGCCCUCUUCUCUCUUUAAUUUUUUUUUUAGUUUUUUAGUUUUGUUUUGUUUUGUUCUUUUUUGUUUUAGACCAGCAUUUGUACAUAAGCUACUCAAACCGUUACACCACUUAAGGAGCUCACUGCAAUGAAGACACAACAGAUACUCACAGUCCUUCUAAUGGAGACAUGUUCGCAGUGUCAUGAGAUUGUGUUAAAACUGCUAUAAAGACACAUAAGGAGAAAUAUCAUUUUUGUGGCUUUAAAUAAUUCAGCUUGGGUAUGUGCAAGUACAGUUUAAGUAAUCUUUUUAUCAGUGGCCUGGUCUGGUUCCACAGAAAUAUGUCUAAAUUUGAAUCCCCUCAACCGUCACUCUGGACCUGCAGCAUGGUCACCUUGUGCCCAACAUCCCGGUCAAUUGUGUGUUUUCAUCAUCACAGGAGGACAGAAACCCAUGCACUGCCCCAGAGAGAUGCUGUCCUUGACAAGAAGUUGAGAGGCCAGGGCACUUUUGAUCCUGGAUUUAAGGUCUGGAACUCAGGGUGUGGACAAUGCAUAUUCUCCUCUUUUUCUUUCUACCCUCUGUUCGUAUUUCUUGUGGUCCGCUGUGUCGUACAGUGAUUUUUGUGAUGAAAUAUUGUAUCUGUCUGUUCCAUAUACUGUAUCUGAGGUGAAAAUAUUUAAAUACACAUUCUGUUCUGAUCUUUGUUUAA
Messenger RNA from Paramisgurnus dabryanus, 6295 nucleotides. It is a transcript of the gene ahdc1, whose product is annotated as AT hook, DNA binding motif, containing 1. Lineage: Eukaryota; Metazoa; Chordata; Actinopteri; Cypriniformes; Cobitidae. The record is from RefSeq and is a predicted model, not a curated record.